GAAAUGAGCUCACAGACGCUGACUUCUGAACUGUGUCGCUGAUCAUGGAGCUGACGUCUCUACAACUCAAGUGCUGAACAAGAGAGAAGAAGCGCCAACGGUGUGGAAGAAGUUGGUGUGAAGAGUAGGCAUGGAGGCUAGCAGGAGAUGGAUUCUAAUUGCUUCUCUCACAAUUCUCUUUGUCAUCACCAUCUUCCUCACGAAUGAUGCCUUCCCUUUCUCCCUCUUCGCGACCAACGAUUCUUCUUCUUCUGAGUUGCGCCCGCCUCCUCGACUGGCCUAUUUUAUCUCAGGCUCUGUCGAUGAUGGAGAGAGAUUGAAGAGAGCACUUCAAGCCCUUUACCACCCUCUCAACUUCUAUGCAGUUCACCUGGACCUUGAGUCCCCCCUUAGAGAGAGAAUGGAGCUUGCUGAGUAUGUGAGAGAAGAGCCUGUGUUUUCAAUGGUGGGUAAUGUGGAGGUGAUGACUAAGGCCAACCUGGUUACCUAUCGAGGCCCCACGAUGGUGACCAACACGCUUCAGGCCGCAGCCAUUCUGCUGCGUAAGAGCCCCCAUUGGGACUGGUUCAUCAACCUCAGCGCCUCUGAUUAUCCCCUUGUCACUCAAGAUGAUUUGCUGCACACUUUUGCCUACUUGCCAAGGGACCUGAAUUUUAUAGAGCAUACGAGCGACAUGGGAUGGAAAGAGUCUAUGAGAGCAAGACCUGUUAUUGUAGAUCCAGCACUUUACAUGUUGAAUAAAUCAGAUCUUUUGAGGCUUCCUCUGAGGAGAAGUGUCCCCACAGCAUUCAAACUUUUUACAGGCUCUGCUUGGAUGGCACUUUCACGUUCCUUCAUCGAGUACUGUGUAUGGGGCUGGGACAACCUCCCGAGAACAGUCCUUAUGUACUAUGCCAACUUCAUAUCUACACCGGAGUUUUACUUCCAUACUGUCAUUUGCAAUGCACACAACUUCCAAAACACUACUGUCAACCACGACCUGCACUACAUCUCUUGGGACAGCCCCCCAAAACAGCAUCCACAUUACCUCACUGUCAAUCACACCCACUUGAUGAUUGAUAGCAAUGCUCCCUUUGCAAGAAAGUUCCAAAGGGACGACCCUGUGCUUGACAAGAUUGAUGCUGAACUCUUAGGUCGACCUGCUGGUGCCCUUUUGCCAGGGGGUUGGUGCAUAGGGGAUGGCCAAGCCAACCGAUGUUCUAUUUUGGGUGACCCCACCGUGCUUAGGCCUGGUCCAGGUGCCCUCAGGUUCCAGCACCUAAUUAUAGGUUUACUAUCAAAGGAUAACUUUCGUCCAAGCCAAUGCAGAUGACGAUCGUCAUCCAUGCAACAUGUGAUUGUGCAUCAUCAUCAUUAUCGUCACCAUCACCAUCACCAUCACCAUCACCAUCACCACUACAAUGCAUGGCCAUACUGUAAUCAUAAGUGCCAGGCAUGGUCGUACGUAUUCUCCAUACAUUUUUAUUGCAUGUUGAAUGUGGUCUCAGCUGAUUGAUUUCUUGACUGUGGAUGUGAGGGAAGAGACGACUUGGGUGAAAGCAUGAUGGGAAUGGAAGAUGGUGGGCACCUUGUGCGGUGGUGCUGCAUUUGAUUUGCUGAUGUAUGUGCAGGAAGAAUUGGAUUGGUUGCUUACAGUCUUCUUGAGGUUUCUCUGCUUUAUUGUUUUUCUUGUCUUCAUGAUAAUGUUCUUUUCUUUUUUUUUCCUUUUCUUUUUUUUUUUUAGAUCUUAACUUGAUUAAUUCAUUAAUUGUAUUGUAUGUAACAUUUGCAUCAUUUAUACAGUAUAACAAAAGAAAAAAAGGAAAUAGGUGAGAGGUUAGACUCUAUUAACCUGCA
Molecule: messenger RNA, 1836 nt
Organism: Amborella trichopoda
Lineage: Eukaryota; Viridiplantae; Streptophyta; Magnoliopsida; Amborellales; Amborellaceae
Product: beta-glucuronosyltransferase GlcAT14A
Cellular component (GO): membrane
Molecular function (GO): glucuronosyltransferase activity
Source: RefSeq, a predicted model, not a curated record